AUGUCAUGCGUAAAUCUCCAUCUUGAAGACGACGGCGCGCCUGCUUUCGCGAGCAAGGUCAUCGAUAAACUCAACCACGCCCUCGCCUCAACCAUUUCAACGUCUCCCGACGAAGCCGCCGCCGCUUUGGAUGCUCUUUUGGGCCAGGACUAUGCGCAACACGGCACAGCAGGGUCUUUUCUCUGGUGGUUCUGGGAUCUGGUCCAUGAUCUCGCACGCCAGGUUCCCUAUGACAGUCCUCAACAAGACCGACUUGUGGCGGUCAUCAAGGCACUUACAUGCCUGCCUUGCAAUUCGGUGAACCUCGGUGAAGAAUGGGGCGCCAGUGACGAGAACUCUGUUGCGCCAUGGGCCAAAUUCCCCAUGUUUGGCAACACACUCGGCGAGAAGCUCGAUGAUGGUGAUUUGAAAGCUCCUGGGGAAUAUCAGAGGAAAGAGCGCCGCGUGAACCUCCAGGCAUAUGCUGCCAGAGUCAUGGGCCUAUGCCUCGUCCCGUUGGAGACGUAUGCCAUCUGGGCGCUCGUAGACGCGCUGGAGGGAGCCGUGACGCCCGUCCGCGGUGCCCCGGAUGCAACAAACCCGGAUCCCGCCGCGGUGGAAGACAUCUCGUACAAGGCCAGAAGCGCAGCAUCCUGGAUGGUUCACGCAGGCCAUGUGUUGCACGGGCGCGACGAGGAGAUUCGUGGGGUAACGGCUGGUCCUCUGUGGAAGCUUGACAAGAAGGAGGCAACCAAGCUGAGACGAAAGUUCAAAGGAACAAAUGGGUUGUGCCCGCAGCGGUGGCAGUUAUGGAAGGAGAGGUUUGUGGCCGUUCGGGACGCCGAGGGACUGGACGGACGGGCUCGCGAGGAUGCAGGGAAUGCUUUCGCAGUGAUGGAAAAGGUUGAAAAGAGCCAGUAG
Molecule: messenger RNA, 900 nt
Organism: Colletotrichum spaethianum
Lineage: Eukaryota; Fungi; Ascomycota; Sordariomycetes; Glomerellales; Glomerellaceae
Exons: 2
Coding region: 1-900 (299 amino acids)
Source: RefSeq, a predicted model, not a curated record